AUGAGAAGAUUGUCCGCACGAUUUAUUCCCCUGCUUACCGUAGUAACCUUAGCUCUUGGACAAGAGAACUAUGGAAAUAAGCUAACAUUUGGGAUGAAGAAAGUGGCCUCUGCAACCAACCAAUUCGGUAUAGAUAUGUUUCGGACUAUGACACGCAGUCACAAUUUGACCAGCAUGGCUUUCAGUCCUCUAAGUGUUAGUACAGCUCUGGCCGCAAUCAUGCUUGGAUCACGUGGAGAAACAACGAUGACUCUUCGCCAUGCUCUAUACCUGUGGGGGAUGUAUCCUGAUGCAAUCCACCAAGCCUACCGUGAUUUGCUAAGCCACAUAGCUAACAAUCUUCGAGCAUCGGUCAUUCCUCGAACCCCUGGUGACAGGUUCAGAUUUUCAGAAGAGUCUGACAAUGAACUGCUCUUCUACAGUUCCAUGUACGUGCAGAGGGAUUAUGCCAUUAAGUAUCCUUUCCAAAAGGAUCUUCUUGAAUAUUACAAUACGACUGUCCAUCCUUUGGACUUCGUGAUGAGCAGAGAAGAGACAAAAGAUCACAUCAAUGCCGUCGUAGCUAAACAAACUAACGGAAGGAUCAUGAACAUCCUACCAGACAUGCCUCCAAUGACCACAAACAUUCUGUUUCUGAAUGGGCUUCAUUUUGUUGGAAGUUUAGACAUGACGAGCUCGGACAAUGUCCACUUCAUUAGAGAUUACAAAACAAGUGGGUUUCGACCACAAAACAGUCGAUAUAACAGCGACGACAACCCAUUAGUAAAAAACUCGAAACAAACUGGACCACGCUAUGGAGAGCACGCCUAUCUUAAUGCUAGGGCUGUAGAAAUUCCUUUCAGGGGAGGCUUGCUGUCGUUGGUAAUUCUUCUCCCUAAAGAGCCUACUAGUAUGUCUCUUCUUGAAACACGCCUGUCUGCCCAGCGACUUAGUGACGUUAUUUUGAACAUGCAUCCAAAGAGUGUUAAUCUAAAGAUGCCACACAUCAAAACGGAAGAGAAUCACAGAAACAUGUUGGCUGAACUCGGAAACAUGGGCCUCGGUAGUAUUUUCACUCCCGGAUAUGCAAGCUUGUAUGGUAUGAGCGAUUUCCGCUGGCUUCACAUCACCGACAUCAUCCACAAAGCUUGUGUAGAAAUUAAAGGUGUAGACCAUUCAACUACAGCAACAACGCAAUCUGGUGGCAAGGAAGUAGUUAACAUUAUACUAGAUCGGCCUUUCAUGUAUUUUAUAAUGGAUAAUGUUAGCGGGUUGGUCAUUGCUAUGGGAAAGUUUUCUAGUUAA
Messenger RNA from Limulus polyphemus (Atlantic horseshoe crab), 1284 nucleotides. RefSeq names its product leukocyte elastase inhibitor-like. NCBI's taxonomy places the organism in Eukaryota, Metazoa, Arthropoda, Merostomata, Xiphosura, Limulidae. Gene Ontology annotation, molecular function: serine-type endopeptidase inhibitor activity. The transcript has 2 exons. The coding region runs from base 1 to 1284 and encodes 427 amino acids. The record is from RefSeq and is a predicted model, not a curated record.